This is a messenger RNA of Chara braunii, 1009 nucleotides long. Lineage: Eukaryota; Viridiplantae; Streptophyta; Charophyceae; Charales; Characeae. The record is from the annotation of a GenBank genome assembly.
GCAAGGGGUGCUUCUUCUUCAGGGGUUCGUCAUAGGCACACGACUGGGGCGGAUAGCAUGGAUGACGACGCCAGCGACGAGGACGAGGAGCCGUUGGUGGAUCGCAGAGCACGCUUGGCACGCGAGGCAGCACCUGCCGCCGCUAAGGGCCUCAGGAGAUCGGAGAGGCUGCAGGCGAAGAACACCACGCCUUCAGGACAUAGACGAGAGGUGUCGGACCAUGUGGAGGACAUCACAACUGACUCAACUGAGGCACAUUUGGGGAGCCAGCGUACACCCACCUCAGGACCUCGAGGUGACAGGGACCAGACCGAGCUCCGCACGAGUGACUUUCAUGGGCACAGGCACGGACUUUCGAACACCGGUGUUCGAGGAGUGUCGCACGGGGGAGGGAGAGUGGGGGAUGACACCGAGCAUCGUCCUAUGGAGGGUGCUAGAGUGGAGUCCACAGAGGAGCUCCAUGCCCGCUUGGAUCGAGAGGAGGAGCAGCGGCCGGAGAAAUUGCAGAGAGAGUGGGAGGGUAGACAGGAGUACAUGGAGGAUAAGCAUCGUAUUCGGGACUUGGAGACCAGUGCUGUAGUUCCUGAUGCGGGCAGGGUCGAGCAUCAGGUCCGUACAGAUCCGCCUGCAUUUGUUGCCGACGCGUCGACACCGGACACACACACACCGUUGCUGUCACCCGAGGUCAGUGUCGAUUCCGUCUCCGCAAUGGGAGGAGAUGGUGGUGCGUCCGAGUAUGGAGUCCCGGUCGUGUCCAACGUCAUAGUUGGACUUUAUGUGGUGUACACAUUGCAGCUUGAUCCUCCACUCAGUCGUGAGCCACUUGACAUGGAGGGCGAUUCCGGCGGGAUGGAGGAAGGCACAGGGGCCGAUGCGGAGGGCGACGACGAGGACGGUGAUGCAGGGCGUCCUGCACGUGCGCACAGUGCCGGUUCUGGUCGAUCGUCAUAGGGGCCGAUGUCGUUGGCGUUAGUGUUGCGAGAUCCUUCACCGGUGGCGCACGAGGUUC